AUGUAAGUAUGGUGCUACAGUUAAAAGAUGAUGGGAACAAUUGUCAAUUUUACAACAAUGCAUGAAUACACAUGUAUAGCAAAAACCUUUGACUUAAAUAACUUACCAGUUACUUCCCUUAUUUUUAUUACUAUUUUUAAAUUACUUGGAUAGAUCCUGCAGCAAUUUGUAGUUUGUAGUUUUUAAGUUAUUUGGAUAGAUCCUGCAGCAAUUUGUAGUUGCUUUCAUCCUUUGCAAAAAUUAUCAAUAUACCACAAGAACUGAAAGGCCAAUGAAAACUUGCUUACUGUUUUACAGGCAGAAUGAGGGUACAGCUCCAGCACGUCCAUCCUCUGCAGGAGAGCUCCCUCCCCUGGAGAGAACUGGCUCCCCAACUGGGGCUGAAAAAGAUAUUUUGGUGAGGCUCCAUCACAAUUCAUUAUUUUGAUGUUAUUGGAAAUAAGAGUGGUUGUGUUGUUGUUAUUGUGGUGGUGUUCUGUACCCCUGGCAAGAGGAGCUUUACAGGCACUUAAUUUAUUGAUCAUUUACUUCAUUUAUUGAUUUUUAGGAAAAAAAAAACAAAGAAACAAAAUUUUUUUAAGUUUGCAAAACAUGUUUUGACAUUAUUAAUGUCAUCUUCAGUUACAAAUUGUACUUAGUACAAUUUGAAUUUUCACUUACACUGUAACAGUAUGUCAUGGAAUUACAAUUUUAGUGAAAAUAAUAGAAAUUGGUGUAGGUGUACUUUUCUUUAUGGAUCAGAACAAGAUGAUUACAUCAUAUUUGAGAUAAUACAACUUUCUACAUAAAUAUUCAAAAACUUAUUCAGUUAAAUUGUUCAAUAGAUCACAUUCAGCACUUACAUUUCCUCAAAAGCUUCACGAUUACAUGUCAACAUGGAUCCUCAGUAGCUUUACACUAAACUGAUCGUUAAUCUAACCAUCCUCAUUUCAAUUCUAUAGCGGUACUACUACUAUAUUCACCAUGGAAUCGACACAGAACAUGUGGCACCUAUGGAAGAUUCUUGGCUUGACCAUGUUUUGCAACUUGUUCCUCAAAGUUUGAAGGUAAAUGUUAGGGAUUGUCUUCAUUUCUCAAUCAUGUUCUGUGUUUCUGUUUGUAUCUAUUAGAUUAAUACAUGUGAUAAGGUCAAUCUAUAAGAUUAAUUUAGUUGUAUAAGAAAUUCUAGGUCAUUACUUGAAUAUAAACUAUAAUAGGAACAUAAAACAGCAUUUAUUUAAAAACCUAAUGCAAUAACUAAAUUAUCAGUCACCUCUUGAAUCAAAGAUAUAUACACUUGUUCAAUCAUGUAUUCCAUGCAAAUUAUCAUCAGGAUAAAGUGUUAAUGCUAUGAACAACUUUUAAAAAAGUAAUCUGAUUAGAUCCUGUUUUGGACAAGUCUGUUCUAUAUACACUGUACAAAACAAAUUAAUACACAAUUGUACAUUUUCCAAAAAUAAUUUUAAUAAAUAGACAUGGUAUACAGAAAUGUUUGAUGUAUAGAAGCAAUUUAGGUGCACUAAUUAAGUUUUAACAGCUUGCGUAUCAUAAUUCUUUUAAGUCAAUUGGCAUAUCAUUUGAUAUGCAGCAGCUUUAGUAUCCAUUACUUACCUUAAGUAAUAUUUUGCUUGUAUGAUUUCAGGAUGGGUUUGAUUUGUGUAUAGAAAAUCUUUCAGAUGAAAUGAGAGAAGAUUAUUUACUCAGUGUCAAAAAGGCUAUUGGUAUGUACACAAAUCUGUUUUCCUUUUUGGAGGCAAUUUCCUGUGAUUCUGUCAUACAAAAAAAAGCUGUAAUUGAUUUAUUUAAUAUGCUGUGGAAGUUUGCUUUAAUGAUUGAGGCACUCAGGGUACCCUGUGGCCACCUUCAUCAUUCCUUCAACGUAGUCUCUUCCUGGUUAUGCCAAUUAAAGUUCAAUUCGUGGUCACAUACAGUGUACCAUUCAAUACAUUUGUACAGAAUUGUGUUUUUAAGGUCCAGCCAAUUUCAUUGUGGAAUUAAAUUUGAUGUUGCAUAUAAUUAAUAUUAGAGUUUAUGUGGAAAGUAGGUGUUCUUUGGUUCCAAGUUAAAAACCCCUCGGCCAGGUUGUUCAAAAGGGGGUUAACGUUAAUCUAGGAUUAACAGUUAACCUUGGCUUUAAUUUCUCAUGUAGAUGAACGUAAACUAGAGAUAAGGUUUUGUAGGAGUUCAUCUCAGUAUGACUUGAAACUAGCUGGGAGAAUGCAAAAGAAAAAUAUCCCUUAGCAAAGGUAUUAAAAAUUUACUUCAACCCUUGGCUAGGUUAAUGGUGUUUUGAACAACCCAGAUUUGUUGCUGGUACACAUUUAAAAAAUAAACUAAGAUAUUAAAAGCAUUUUCUAAAUUAACCUUCCGUUACCAUUAAAUACACUACCUCAAAAAGAUAAUAUUUAGUAGAGGUUGUGUAUUUAAAUUUUAGAUUGAAGUAAUUUUAGUACUUUACUAAUAAGUAAUUGUCCUAUCCAGCAGUAUGGUGGGUUAAUGGUGUGUGUGUCUUUUUUCUUUUUAUCUUUUUCUUAAUAUACAGUUGACUUUGUGCUCAAAGAUCCUCGAGAAAAAGAUGAUGAUAAAAAAGAGGAAGUUUUAGAACACAAGAAAGAGUGAGUCCAUGCAUUGAUGUUGUAUCAGAACUUUUAUUAAUGUAUUAGGUAUUCAAUUUGAUUUUAAACUGCUUUAAAAAAUUUCCAAUUGAAUACUGAUGAUACAUAUUGGACUAUUAAUACCUCUAGCAGACAUCUUCAGUGAUUGAACCUAAUGCAGACUACAAUGUACCUUAUUUUUCCCUACUUCUUUUUUUUCUGAUGACUUGAACUAUUGAGUACUUUCCCAAGCCUUUUUCCUCCUAGUGAAUCUCUUUCUUACUUACUAAUUUGCAAAUGCUAUUGAGAUAUGCAUUGAAUGCUUUGAUUUCCUGCUGUUAAACAUUUCCAUUAAGUGCUUCACUCAUGUACACAUUCAAUAGUUUCAAAGUGUGGAUUUUGCUUUUACAACUCAGUUCUUAUUUUGUUUAACAUUCUUUAUAAUACAUGUAAGUAUUUUAACAAACAAUAACAAUUAGCUCUCAGACUGUUUGAUACUAAAAACAGUUUGGAAUACUUACAUGAUGAUAAACAAUUUUUCUUACACAUGCAGGCACAUACAGUGUGUAAUGCUGAUGUGUUGUCUCAAUGUAGGUUGAUGCAGGUUCCCAAACCUUGGUACAGAUCAUAUGUCACUGCUAAGGCAGCCAUGCAGCAGGACCUGUUUGGAACCAAUCCUACCAUGGCAGCAGUGCUGGACUUGUGGCACAAGACUUUUGGGUAAUGUAUUGUUAUUGAUUUUACUCUAGCUUGCAGUGAUAUCCUUAUGGAUAUUUACAAGUGUGCCCUACUGUACACAAGUAUUGUGUAAAUUAUUUUUGUUGUAUUUUGAUUGUUAGACAUUUCUUAUGUUGCUGUACUUUUAGCCAUAUUGAUCACUUUGCAUUAUUAAAGUAAUGAUAAUGGUAUGUUUUCUUGUAGUAAUUUGAGGCUUGUGGAUAUUCACGAAAUUCAGCUACGGCCUGAGGCUUUGGAGCUUGCCAUGUUUCAGAAUGUUGUAAUGAGACACAUAGAGAUUGCCAAGGAAACACUUUUGAAAAAGUACUAUUUUUUCUCUUUUUUUCUAAUUUAAUCUUGUCUCCAUGCUAUUUGAUGUCAUGCUAAUUAUUAUAUCUUGUUCUUAAUUGUAGAAGCACAGCAUGGAUAAUGCUGUAAAAAUAUUGAUAUUAAACAGAAAGACCCUUUCUGCUGCAGAAAUUUGUCUCAUUUAAAGCAUCCAGCAGCUCAGUCUCCCCAUUAAAUUUUGUGCUUAAACAGAACAAAUUUAGUCCUUUACAUGUAACAGUCCUUGAAAUUCCUUUGAAAAACAGUUUUUCAACUCAAGGUCUUGUGCCAACCUUGAGAGAUGGGUGUAUAAACACUGUACACACAUGAUUUUUUCAUCAAAUAAUGAGAUCAUAUUUAAAUGGUUUGAAUGCGAUGAAAGCUUUUUGUUGAGAAUAUCAAUUUUGUAUUAUUGUGACUGCUCUCAAGGUGGUUUCCAGAAGUGCAAAAUAUUUAUUACCAAGGAAACAAACGCAAGCAAGUACCCAGCAACCAAAAUGCCAAAAGAUUGGAAUCAUUUUUUAAUGCUGCUGCUGUGUUAAUGACAAAUCAACUCCAGAUGUUGGCUCUAAACUCCAUUGACGAUUUUACAAAGCUGUUUUGUCCCCCUGCUGUAAGUUACAUGCAUACCUUGUAUGUGUACAUGUACAUGUAGAUGUUUUAUUUUAAAUUAAUGUCAGUUGUGUUCUCCAUGGAAAUAAAAAGAAUUAUCUUUUCUUAGUUAGUUAUAUGUAGUACUGCAUGCAAUAGCACUUGCACAGAAAGUAGUUGUUGGUAGGAUAUGGAGUGACAUAGCAUAGUGCCAUGUUGUAAAGACACGAAGUCCACUACUUGAAUUUGUUUUGCAUUAUCAUAAAGUGAGGUAUUAAAGGUACUCUCUGGAUUAGAGCAAUAAGAUAAUUCUGUAGCUUGUGACAUCUCUCACUUGAAAACACAAGGGAUAAAAAGUUGUAGCUGACACUAAAAUUGAAGUUCAAGAAUUUGUCUCAACAAGUUUAGUUAAGAAAAGAUAAGGGAAGAAAAGGCCAAGUAGAAAGUAGAAGUGUGCAAUGUAGGACCAAUAUAUAGAUUUAGCCAAGCCUAAAAGCAGAGCUUGCAUUUUUUUUUCCCUACACAACUCAAGAGCACAACACCUUGCCCCAGCCAGGACUAGAACCCAGGUCAUCCAACUCAGAGCCCAGUGCUCUGACCACUGGACCACUGAACAAAGCUGUGACAUUGGCAUGCCCGCAGUACAGUUGACCACACAUGUUAAAAGUAGCACCUUGUACGGUCGUACAGUCGUACGGUUGUACAUCCAAAUAUUUUCAGCUUGAUGGGUUACUACUACUAUUUUGUAUAAUUAUGGGGCUAUGCUCUGCGAGCUCCGCUAUUUAAGUACUUCCUUAUUGUGCAACCAUAUUUUUUAAAAAAUUAAUUUCUUUUUAUUUAUUAUUAUUUUUUUGAUAUAACAGGAUUCCAUCAGAGCAUUUGAACAUCCUGGGUUUAUUAUGAGGCUUGUAUUAGAGGGUGACACAGUGAAAUUUGAGCCAGAUUUCAAGGAUUUUGAGGUACCAGCUUGCUUAUAUUUAAAAAUUAUCAUCAUUUUUUAUAUUCAUUAUUAAUGUUCAUUGAUGAUUAAUAGUCAAUAAGUUAAUAUAUUGUUCUGUUGCUGAUUAAUCAGUAAUUUAAUGAAAAGUCAAAUUGCGUCAAUGGCAAAAUACUUUUGUUACGUGAAUCUGACUGGUUCUUAAACAGCCUUUAUUUGUCACUUGAUGUAACUGACACUGCACCAAAGUUAGCUUAGCUUUUUACUCUUUAUUGUGGCUAAUUUACGUUUUCAACCCGGUUGUUAACACUAAAUUAACUGCACCAAAGUGUCUGAUGUAACUUGUAAUUAUAGCAGUCUCUUAAAAUUUAACAACUAGCUUACCAAUGCUAGCCAAUCAAAAGCAAGGAAAAUUAUUUGGGAGCAGAUUACCAAGGUUCUGAUUGAAAACAGAAAAUAAAUGAAAUAAACUGGUUCUGUGAGUGGUAUUUAGAUAUGUUUCCUAAAAGUUUUGACAGCUGUUUUACUCAUGUAUUGACCUUAGGAAAGCCUUGAUAUGAGCAUUAAUAUGACAAUGAAAAUUAUCAAGAAGUAAUUAAAUGCUGUGGUGAUUUGAAACCGCUCAUCUUUUACUCUUUAAAUGUUACUAAUUUUGGUUCUAUUACCUUUACUCACUAUGUUCAUUUUGUUCCAGGUGGUUUUGCUGAAUGUGUAUGAUGUAAUGAUCAAAGCAGUUAUGGUUGUGCCCAGAGUGGAAACCAAGUUGUACUCAGAAUGGGUUAGUUGACAGACUAUAACUUAUUCAAUUGGUGUUUUAUGGUAGAAAAUGUCUAGUAAUACAGUGUUUACCAUCCAUAAGGUCUCCAAAGCCACUUAAUGAGAAAUGAAGGGUCACAUGAACUAGAUGUAACAUUUUCAGAGGUGAUUGAAUGUAAAAAGAUUGUGAUGGGUAGGGACAACAACAAGCAUGUUCAUGAGCCUUACAGUUAAGGCCUGUUGUACAUGAGGGUAUGGUCAUCAGUCUUGCAUCCUUCCAUGGAAAAAAACUGUUGAGAUAGAUGAGCUUCAAUAUAAAUGUAUGCCAGUCCUAAAUUCAAAUCAGGUUCAUAUGCAUGUACAUGUAUCAUACUUUUCCAGUCCAUUUGCCUCUUUCAAUGUAAUUUUGUGAGGAAAGUAUCACAAAAUAUGUGUGGGUAAGCAAGUUAAAGCAGAUUUAGCAACAUUGACAAGGAAUAUGAAAUUUUUUUUUUUUGAAGGUUAACCUAGUACCAUUUCAAAAAGUGAGGCUUUCAUAUGCCUGUAAGAAAAUUGUCUCAACAGGUUUUGUCUGUGAUUUUAUGUCCAACAGCUUUCAAAAAUUUUACAACUUGAAUAACAAUUGUGCUGGUAUACAUAUAUAUAUGGAGUAAUUUAGUAUUAUCAGCUGAGUUGAUAUCAUAAGUUGGCCACCGUAAAAAGUUUUAAAGCCGACAUUUCAAGCGUUAGCCCUUUGUCAUUCACUCUGAAGAAGGGCUAGUGCUCAAAACAUGAGUUUCAUAACUAUUUAUGGUGGCUAAUGUACACUAUCAAUUCAGUUGAUAAUACUUAAUUAUCCUGUUAUACUCUCCCAAUGACACAGCAUCACAGUUUCUUUAGAGACUUACCCCCUGUAUACAUAUACAUCACAUGUUAGCAGUUGCCUCUAGUGAGGUUUAGACUGGCCAUCACAGCACUAUUUAAAGUGGAAAAAGUCCAGUGUUACUUUCAUAAUGGCAGCAGUAUUUGCAAUAUUUUGAUAGUUUAGUUUUUUUUUUGUUUUUGUCCUAGUCUGGAACAAAGAAAACACUCAAACCUGUGGUCUCUGAUGAAAUUGUCAAUGAGGCAAAAGCAAAGGUAAGUCUAUGAAGGGCAAUGCAUGUAACCACACUUUUCUUUGUGCUUACCAAUAGUCUGCAUAUAAAUUUUCAGUAUUAUAUAAUUUUGUCCCUGAUCAUCAUGACAUCCUGAGAGAAAAAACACAUUAAUUUGAUGAUCAAUUUUAGCUGGUGAUAAUGUCCACUAUGUAGAACUCUUAUUAAUUUGUUCCAAAAAAAAAAUUUCUUUCAUUUAACUAACAUAAACAUUGUAGGUACAAGCUGUGGUAGCACGUGAAAUGUCUGGACCAAAAGAACACUUGAAAUUUUAUGACAAAUUCAGAGACCUGAUCAGCCGAAAGGUAAUUUGUAUACAGGAAAAACUUUAUUUCACUGUGUUGUAAAUAUAUUAAUAUUAUACAUGAAAAAAUUACUCAGUUCUGAUUGGUUAAGAUAAUUGCAGUUUUCAGGUAUUUCGUUGCAGAAGAAGGUGAAUUUGGUGCAAAGAAGUAACAAACCAGACAUUCAAUUCCUUGAACUGUUUAGCUGGACUUUGAACUUUUUUGCACCUUAAAGAUGUGAAAAUAUCAUUGUGUAUUAUUGUUUUGAUCAUAUGCAGUUGUUUUGACCAAAACGCAGAAUGUCGCUAGCAGAAUUUGAAUAACUUGUUUUUGUACUUGAUGUGCUCGCUUUGCUUCUGUAUUAAAUUAUGAUAACCUAUCUUGUAUUUUUUCAUGUACUGGUAUAUUGUUAACACAUAAUCACAUGAUUUUUCUCAUGCAAUUUGGAAUAAAUAAGCACUUGUAAAUUUUUUCAAAGACCACAAAUUGCACUGGCCCAGUGAGCUCAUGCAAAUCGUGUGAUUACCUAUAUUAAUAAUGCAAAAGGUGUGGCUCAAUGCAUCUUGCACUGCUAGUGCUUUACCCUAAGUUGAGGUGGUACAAUCAAGUUUUGAUACUAGUAAAUGUAGAGCAUGUCAUGAAAUGAAACAGUAGAUACACUGCAAAACAAUAUGAAUAUAAUUUCAUGAGCUCAUAUUUUUCUAUAUAUUUAAUUUCCUUGUCAGUAAUGGUUGCAUUGAAUUCAUUUCUCUAAAUCCAUUUUUUAUGAUUAUUUAAUCUACAGGCAGAAGCAGAUGUUGAUCAAUUCAUGUUGGAAGGUCACAAAUUUCCCCGCUUUGCAAAGGUCAGAGUUCUUUCCUUAACUUGUAACUUGUUGCGUAUAAUUUUGGCAAAGAUUUACCUUAAGUUGUAAAGUAAUCAGAAUCUUUGUUAAGUAGUAAAUAAAUUGAAAACAAUGAAUAGCGGGGGAAUUUAAAAUUUGUUUACUUGUUGUAGGAGGUGGAAAAAUAUGCAAAAUUGGUUGACAACAUCCAGUACAACUCUCAAAAGGUAAGUUUGAAGUAGAAGAUAGUUGAAAUUCAUCUUGAUUAUAAUCCAACAAGUUUACAGAAUGAUUGUACAGAAUAGAGUGCAUAAUCAACAUGCAAUGUUGUUAUUAUGUGAAAUCUAUUUAUCCCUUUUCUUCAGGUGACAAGAGUUGGGAUGUUUGAAUUACACUGUGAUGAAUUAAUCAGAGCAUUAGCCAAGAGAGCAGAUGGCUUAAGAACUAAACUGCUACAGAGAAUGAGCAAAGAUCAUCAGGUUUUAAAUAAGAGGUAAACUCCUUUUGGUAAAAUGUGUAUGGAAUAGUUGAGCUUCAUCCUUAAUGUAAAUUGAAGGGAAUGUAACUUAUUCUGAUGAUAUUUUUAUUUGGGUUUUUUUCAAGACUCAGCGAGGAGUAUGAGAAGAUAGCAGAGAAAGCCUUGACUUCUCCCGCAAAUACAGAACAUCUGAUGGAGCUCAAGGUAUCCUUCAAAUGAAAAGGCACUCUCAGAAAAAUUAUUAAUUAAGGAUUAAGUUGAAACAAACAAAUUCCUGCUCAUUGACUCUGAAUAUUCAGGAUUGCUAAAUAACAUUUUUGUGAACACAAGUUUAACCAGCUUAUUGGAUGACAUUGAGCAGUUUUCAAUUGAGUGUUGAAAAACCAAACCAAAGGAGACCUAACAACCAAUCAAAAUAGAGUAUAACGAUAACAUUAACAACUGAGAACUCCAAGGGAAAACAAGCAAUCUACUUGAAGUGCUGGAAAACACAAAUGACCAAUUGGUGAUUGUUUUUAGUUUUGCAUCUGAUAAGUUGAGUAGGAGAGCAGCAUAAGUUUUCUCAACUAAUCACAGGGAAAAGUUAAGUAAAACCAAAUCAGUCAAGGAUUGCUUUUGCUCUAAAGAGCUUAUCAAUGAUUCCUGCUUGUUCUUUUACAUGCAGCUGUUAAAUUUUUUGUGGAAUGAUAAACUAAGUGAAUGCUUGAAAGUGAACAAUAAUUUAUGUAAGCCUAAGUUCAGUCUAAAAGUAAUUGUGAUAUCAAUUAAAAGUAUUUACUUGUAUCUCUUAUAUAGAAUUAUAUUGAGCAAGUGGAGAAUGAAACAAUAUUUGACCUUGAAAAGAGACUGGUGGACACCAAGAACAGACUGGCCUUCUUGGUAAGAUUGUAGCAUGUAUAUUUAUAUUUCAGAAUAUAAAGAAAUGGGUCAAUAAUUUGCUAAGAGUAAAUUUCUUUCAAAAUAACCCAAGGCAAUAAGGCUUGUUAAACUAUGAAAAGUCUAAUAAACAAGCUUAACUUGCUGUAAAAAGAAAAAAGUGGGGUUUUUUAUGUAUCAUGAUUUUGUAUGUCUUGCAUGCAUACAUGUAAGUUCAACUUUCAAUAGGAACUGAGUUAAGAACUCAAGUUUGGAUUUCUACUACAUUAAGUGACUUUGUCCUCAUUGACAGGUGGACUAUGCAUCAUUUUCUCCAGCUGACAUGAGACUAAACAACAGUGUCUUUCAAUGGCAUUUCCGCAUGCCAGAGGUCUUUGAAGAGCACAAAAAGAUUAUCAAUGCAAACCGUGUACAAUAUGAAAACAGCCUCAAGGUAAGACAGUCAGCCUCAAGGUAAGACAGUCAGCCUCAAAGUAAGACAGUCAGCCUCAAGGUAAGACAGUCAGCCUCAAGGUAAGAGAGUCAGUCUCAAGGUAAGACAGUCAGCCUCAAGGUAAGACUGUCAGCCUCAAGGUAAGACAGUCAGCCUCAAGGUAAGACAGUCAGCCUCAAGGUAAGACAGUCAGCCUCAAGGUAAGACAGUCAGCCUCAAGGUAAGACAGUCAGCCUCAAGGUAAGACAGUCAGCCUCAAGGUAAGACAGUCAGCCUCAAGGUAAGACAGUCAGCCUCAAGGUAAGACAGUCAGCCUCAAGGUAAGACAGUCAGCCUCAAGGUAAGACAGUCAGCCUCAAGGUAAGACAGUCAGCCUCAAAGGAUAAAAUAGUUACAAGGAGAGAGAGGUUGUUUGAUUGCAUGACCAUUAUUUUACUCAUCAGAUGCGACGUGAGAGGUUUGUAGAGGAAUUGGAAAGCUACUCAAAACAGCUUGAAGAGUUCCAGACAUUUGGUGACAUGCAAGAAAUUCAGCGUUAUCUCAAAAAAGCACAGGCUCUCAAUCAGAGACUAGAGUCAGCUGCUGAAAAGGUAGGUCUUUCUAUUUUUAUGAUCUUUGAAAGAAAUUUUUUUACCCCUGUUCAACAAGAGUAAAGCAUUAGACAGGAUUUUAGAACUUGAUUCUUACAGUGCACCAUUCUUUGAAAUCUUGAAAAUGAAAUUUCUACAAUUUUUAUGGGUCUGGAUGUCAUUUUCCAUAUUCAUUUUUUCAUUAUUAGUAUGUCAUUCAUGGAUAGUAAUUAAUGUUUACCAAAUUCAAAUUGAUUGUAGUUGGUGAGAGGUCAACAUCAAGAUAUAACCUUUUUUUUUGUUUCCUUGUAUAGAUACUGACUUUCAACCAAGAAGAAGAAGCUUUUAAUUGGGAUGUGACGACCUAUCCUCAGAGACAGCAGCUUAUCAACACCUUGAAUCCUUACUUAAAACUUUAUGAAACAACUGUAGAGUUUCAGAACAAAUACAAGUAGGUGACAUUUUGUUGUCAAUACACAACUUUCAUUUUUUCAUUCUCCUUAAAGAGGUUAGAUUAAACUCUUUCUUUUGCAAAUGAAUAUCCUGUUUACAUGCAGUGGUAAUUCUCAUGAUUUCUUGAACUAGAUGUGGAUAACAAUUACACUAGGCAAAUAUUUUAGUACAACACUAGGAUUUCUGCAAGCAUACUUUGUCAAAUUUGGGUGGAAAGGUCAUGUUCAGAGCCACAAAUUGACAAUUUGUUAUUCUUUUCUUUCUAUCCUUGUUACUCAUUUUCAAAACUAUAGUUAGAUUAAAUAAUUCUAAUUUUUAUAUAACCUUACUUCAACACAUAUAUCUAGGUUUUAGCAUGUUCAUGGACUGUAACCUGUAUAGAACAUAACCUGUAUAGAAAAUCUAUCUUUUAAUUAUCUUUUAACUUUCAAGUGAUGAAAGUAUGUUGUUUUGAAUACUUUAGCUUUAGAGAGUGUGUUAAUGUAUUUUAGUGUAAUUGUUUUUUCUUCUCAAUGAAGAGAGUGGAUGGAAGGACCAUGGGGAACUAUGGACCCAGAUAAAGUUGAUGGAGAAACAGGGAAUUUUUGGAGAGCACUUUACAAACUGGAGAAGCAGUUUUCUGAAGUACCAAAUGCACAAAAGAUUGCUUCAAGGGUAAGCUUAUCCUUCCUAAAAGUUAACUAAUCAUGCAGUUAAAUACAAGCCUUCAUACUUAUUUGAUCAAGAAGAAGGAAGAGUGAAACAUUUUAACUGUGUAGGGUACAAUGCUUUGAAGUUCUGUGCUAGUUUGUGGCAUGCAAAGGACUUUGUACUCCAAACUUGUUAAAUAGCAGUGAAUGUUGCUAACUUUGUCAACCCUUACUCAAUGACUAUGUGACAAAGAGUUUUGGAAAUACAUGUACCAUUACUUCAUAAUUUCUUCUGUACAGCAUUAUUGACAUGUGUGGCACAUGGCCCAUGUAACCAACUGAAGGUUUGUUAUUUUUGAUUUUGAUGAAAAUAGAUGAAAGGAAAAGUGGAUGAGUUUAAAGAACACCUUCCCUUAGUUCAGGUUUUGUUUAAUCCUGGCCUUCGUGACAGACAUUGGGAGAAGAUGUCAGAAAUUCUGGGUUAUCCGCUUAAGCCUGAUGAAGAUACUAACCUUGCUAAAAUGGUGGAGAUGAACCUUGAGCCUUACCUUACUCAGUUUGAGACUAUUAGUGAGGCUGCCAGCAAAGAGUUCUCCCUUGAAAAAGCUAUGGAAAAGAUGGUUCGUGAGUGGGAUGAGGUAUGCGAUUAUGCUGCAUGUAGUUUUUUCACAGGACCUGCACUUUAAAAAUUGUUUUCUACUUAGCACAUUGCAAUGUAGGUAUAGUAGUAAACUAACUUCUCAGUUGGAAAAUAGGGAGGAUGAUCUCAAAUUCCUCUUCAAAAAAAGUUUUGUAAAAUUGUUCUUUCUCUGGAUAGUUGUCAUAAAAUUUUUAAGGAUUUAAGACAUUUACAAUCAAUACCAAAAACCAUUGUCAUCCUUAAGAUUGAUCAUCAAUUGAUGGUAAUUAUCAUUAUUGCUAUCUUCUUCAGGGUCAUGGUUUUGUCCCUAGUCAUUGUGUGACAAAAUUACUCAUUGUUUGUCAUUUUGUGUACUAUAUUUUCAUAGUUAAGCACCUGAGACAUAAUUUCAAUUGAUGAUGUCAUUGCCAUAACCUUGGUAAUCGCUUUGGAGCUAAUUUUUUUUCCCUUUUAGAUUGAGUUUGUCAUGAUUCCUUACCGUGAAACUGGCACUCACAUUUUGUCAUCAAUUGAUGACAUCCAGACACUGUUGGAUGAUCAGAUUGUGAAAACACAGACAAUGAGAGGGUCACCAUUUAUUAAACCAUUUGAGACAGAAAUCAAGUAUGUAGAUGAUUCUUAACAUUUUUUAGUUUUCAGUUUCCUCUGGUGUUUCAUCAGGUUCAUACAGAGUUGCCUUCUUAGAUUUAAUGACUCAAACGUUUCUUUUUCUAUGGCACUUUGGUAUGUCUCAAAAGUCAUUUAUUAAAGUUUUAAUUAGUUUUUGAUACUUUACUGAUAUACAUGUAGGGAUAUAAAGAUAGCAAAUGAUCAGUAUAUCAAUUUUUAUUGCAUUGCAUUUGUCUACAGGUGUAUGACAUUGUUGAUAGCCUUGCCUUAAGGGGGAGGCCUUCAUUUCCUCUUUCCCCCUGCUGCAACUUUGCUAUGUCUGCAAACUAUAAAGCAAUUGUAUUUCACAGCAGUCACAGUACUGUUGGUUAAUGUUUUUGAGAUUAUCAUUUUAAAGGGCCAUAAAAGGGUUGCAGUUUGGAAGCUGAGAAUCACAAAAGAGUAAUCUGUUAUAGUGAUCAAAAAACAUUUUGGUUAAAUGUUUCUUUUCUUUUUUGUUUGUUAUUCAGGGAAUGGGAAAGCAAGCUAAUGCUCACACAAGAAAUCAUUGAUGAAUGGCUGAAGGUGCAGGCCACAUGGCUGUACUUAGAGCCCAUUUUUAGUUCCCCUGACAUCAUGGCUCAGAUGCCAGAAGAGGGAAGGUCAGUACUGCUAUUUUGGUGAUCUUUAAAAUACUAUAUAUUCUGCUCAACAACUUCUGUUUUGAUUUUGUUUAUCAUGCAGGCGGUUUAGCACUGUUGACAAGAACUGGAGAGAAAUCAUGAAAGUGGCUGUCUUGGUGAGUAUGAAACAAACUGUCCCAUCUAUAACUAUUCUAACAUCAUUGUUCAGUAUAUCAGUAUGGGACCAUUUUAGUGUAACACCUUGACUGAAAUGAUUUCUUUGGUGCAUCUGUCUGGCAUUUUUUUUCACAGGAUUGCCAUGUUCUCACUGUAGUGGCCAUAGAAAAGAUGUUGGAACGUUUGAAGAAGUCAAAUGAAUUGCUAGAGCUCAUUUUGAAGGUUUGCUUGUUUUGAUACUUUCAGACAAGAUUGUUGAGGAUUUUGCCUAGUAGAAACAAAGCAUCAUUUAUUCCAUGUGUGUGUGACCUGCAAAUGCAAAUACAACCAUUCCCCUCUGGGAUAUUGAGAAAUUUUUUAGACACUCAUUGUUUCAUUGUACUCUAAUAUACACAAUCCUUGACUGCAAAAUGCAUUAAUCUACCUUUGUAUCCAAAUGCUCAUUUUAGGGACUAAAUGAGUACCUUGAAAAGAAGAGACUUUACUUUCCACGCUUCUUCUUUUUGUCAAAUGACGAGCUUUUGGAAAUUCUUUCUGAAACAAAAGAUCCAAAGAGGUUUGUAACUGUUUGCCAAGAGUAUAUUCUCUAAUGAUUCAUUAAUACCACAUUUCUUGCCCUAUAAUCCAUUAAAGUUCAUCUGAACCUUUACUGAUUUAUAAGUUAAAAGUUACAAAAAGUUCAUCCUGGAUUCAGCACAGUGAUGCAAUGAAUGUGUUAUUUUUUUUAACUAAAUUUUUUGAUAUUGAAAUUGACAAGGAGAAAGACCCAUGACCCCCCCCCCUCUCAUCUAAUCUAGCAGUUUUAGAAAAAUUGUCCCAAAAAUGAUCCUAAUUAAGCCCUAAAAGAGAUUGUCACCUAAGCUCUUGUUGAAGGCUCUGCAAACUUCAGUUGCUAAACCAACUAGUAGCUGCAUGUGCAAAGUUAUUACUAUGUAAGAUCAAAAUCAUUCUGUUCAUUCAAGAUAGAAAACAAGAUAUUUGUGUAUUGCUCUGAUUGUGCAAUGCCUUUAUUUUAGGGCAUUUCAUAAUAAAUAAUUGGCCUAGUAUUUACUGUACUUAGUAGUGUCCCAAAAUAAGCUACAUGCCCAGUGAGUGCUAACCUUUGGUUGGCCAUCAUGUAACUUGCAAAGUAUAACAAUACUUGAUUAUAUCAGACCCUCUUCACAAAUAGUACAAAUUACAUAUGAUUCUUAAUUAUUUAUUAGAGUGCAACCUCAUCUUAAGAAGUGCUUUGAAGGAAUUGCAUCACUAGAAUUCACAGACACAUUGGACAUAACCAGUAUGAAGAGUUCUGAGGGUGAAAUUGUGCCCCUCAAGGACGUAAUCUCCACAUCAAAAGCCAGAGGACAAGUAGAGAAAUGGCUGUUGGAGCUACAGGAGGACAUGAUUGCUAGUAUCAGAAAGGUAACUGGAAAUUCUUGUUUUAGAGUUGUUCCUCUCUAUCUUGUUUUAGAGUUAUCCCUCUCUAUCUGUUCACAAAUAUUUCAUCACCUCUUACAUGUAUUUUCUCUGACUGCUGUAUGUGUCAAAAUAUUCUCUAGGUCAUCAUGGAAGCUAAAGAGGCCUAUGAAAAGACAGAGCGAGUGAAAUGGGUGAGGGAUUGGCCUGGACAAACAGUUCUUUGUGUUUCACAGUUGUACUGGACACUGGAGAUACACAAAGCAAUCAAGGGUGGUGCCAGCGUAAGUUAUCUUUUUUAUUAAUUAAUUUUUUUGUUCUUGUUUAUUUUUGUGGGAGCAACAAUGUACAUAGCAGUUAUUCCACCCUUUGUGGUUUAUUUGCUAUUUGCAAUCUGGGUUAAUAUGCAUCAUCUGUCAAAUUUUUUCCCUUAAUUGCUUAUUAAUUGUUGCCUCUUGUGUGUUUCUCUUCUUAAGCAAACAAUUUUAUUCUUGAAACUGAAACAUGUCAAAAAUACUGAAAAUAUCCUAACAUUGCUCUCAUCCUCAAGCAUUCCUUGGACUUUUCUGAUAAUUAGCUAUGAUGAUUGCAAAUCUUUAUCCAGUAUAAUGUUGUUGUUUUGAAGGCUAACAGAAACUUGUUAUGUCUGUUGUUAUAUUAUGGAGGGGAACACCACCUGUGGACCCUUUUGAGUCCUUUUACAAAAGGCAAUCACUUCAAUUAAUGGAAUAUGCAAUUGUUAACUUCUGCGCUUUCAUUUACGUGACAAAAUUACAUUUAAUUACCGUUAUGUGUAAGUGUUUCUGUCUUUGUUUUUCCAGGCUCUAAAUGAUUACCUUCAGCUUAACAACAGUCAAAUCGAAGACAUUGUGGCUUUAGUGCGAGGCAAAUUGUCAAAACAAAACAGAGCCACCUUAGGUGCCUUGGUGGUUCUGGAUGUACAUGCAAGAGACGUGCUCGCUAAACUUUGUGAAUUGGGUGAGACAAUUACGUCAAUCACAAUAAUGAGCUUGAUAGCGACUUUUAAAUAAUUUUCAGUGCUUUAACAAGAAGUUAUCUAAUAAUUAUAAAUAGCUAGUAGGCAAUGGGUUGUACUCUGAUUUCUGUUACUUGAACCAAUUUUUUUUCUUUUUAAUCUGAAACAAAGGUUCUCAAAACAUUUUAGCUCCUACAAGUGCACAUCAAUAUACAGACGUUUCUCAGUGUAAAUUCUUAGGAAAUGUAACCACCUGACCUGUCCAUCUUUAGUCUGUUUCAAACAAUAAGUUAUAUCUUUAAUCUUUUUUUCUGUUCAGGUAUCCAGAGAGAAGAUGACUUUGAGUGGUUGGCACAACUUAGAUACUACAUUGAGGUACUACUCCAUAUAUAUAAUACAUGUCACAUGACAUCAAAAAAAUUUUUUUAAUGCAAUUUUUUGCAUUAUAUUGUUUAGGAAGAGAACAUAAUGACAAGAAUGAUAAGUGCCCAGUUAGCCUAUGGUUAUGAGUACCUUGGAAACUCUGGACGUCUUGUUAUCACUCCACUAACAGACAGAUGCUACAGGUGAGCUGACAGGACACUAUACAAACAUGCUAAUUAAAUUCUGUUUGUCUCACAAUGGAUGCUGAAUUUGCCUCAAAUGUUGUAGAUGUUCGCAAUUCCUGCAUCAUAGAGGAACUAGGAAUUUUUUAACUAGUCAUUGUAGGUUACUCUGUAACUGUUACAAUACAUGUAACUUUCUUUGAUGUUCCAUCAACACUAAUAAUAUAUUCUCCCAGUUGGAGAGGCAUACUGUGAGGUGAUUGUCAUUUCUAAGAUCACAAAGGCAAUUCGCCUAGCUCGUUCUCAAAUGGUAAAUGCUUGAUCCAAGGUCUUAUAUACUCAUUGUCAGUCUGCAAUACUAAAGAAAUAAAAAACGCGUCGAGUUCAUUGUUGAGUUAUAUAAGCACGCGGGAAUUUUUAAGAACACGAGAGAAGUGCGGAGAAGCAUAAGCCAAAGGUGAGUCUUUCUUGCACUUCACGAGUAUUCUUAAAAAUUCUCCAGUGCUUAUAUAACUCAACAAUGCUCCAGGAACAAUUUUUUUCAUUUCUUUUAUAAAAUGUAUCGUGAAUUGCGCGCGCUCGUACCGAUGACGAAGGCUGCGUGCUAUAUAUAUCUCAAUAGUGCACUUGUGUGACGUAAGGCGCGUGCUUUAUGGAAAUAUAAUGAACUCGUUCUGACCAAUAACGGCGCGCGUAUUUCUCUGAACAUUUUUUAAAUGUAUUUAAGUGCUCUUAUAUGGACAUACUUUAGCAAUAAUUUCGCAUUCCUGCAAUUGUUUGAUUGUCGUGAUUCUUUACCACCUAGGACUCUGUUUGGAGCUCUACAGUUGCACUUGGGGGGUGCCCCUGAGGGUCCUGCUGGAACAGGCAAGACUGAAACAACCAAGGAUUUAGCCAAAGCUGUGGCCAAACAAUGUGUUGUAUUUAACUGCUCUGAUGGACUGGACUACAUUGCACUUGGAAAGUUCUUCAAGGUUGGCUUAUUUACUUGUUUAUCUCUACUAUUAACAACAGAACAAUAAGAAAGAAAUGAAAUACCUGAAAGCCUACAUAUAUUGUUUCCUUGAGCUUUGAAAACUUUUGGAUGCAUGAAACAAUCAAUAAAAUCAAGUUUUCCUGGCUUGAGCUGAUAGUCAUGAAAUGUUUUACAAAAGGAGCACGGCUGAGUUACUCAUGGUAAAAUAUUCCCCCUUUCAUUUUGGGCAUUUCGGAAGUUCUCCAGAGUUACUGAAUUUUGGCAUAUGACAUUUGGUCCAGACAAUACACGUGGUUUGGAACAUUGUCACUGGUUCACACUUUGUUUUAAAGAACUGGUCCUUGCAAAAACAUCCACAUUCCUAAUGUUGACCUUUGUUUCCAAACCCUGUCAGUAAGGAGGUGCAGCCACGAGUCAAUAUUCUUAUUGAUUGCAAUGUACUUUGACUUGCAGGGUCUGGCUUCGUGUGGGGCGUGGUCGUGCUUUGAUGAAUUCAACCGAAUUGACUUGGAGGUGUUGUCUGUGGUGGCUCAGCAGAUUCUAACCAUUCAAAUGGGUAUGACAAAGUUGGCAUUUUGGCUGAUCUGAAGUUGCAUUUGCAUAGUUAAACUAAAUUAUAUUUGUUUAAUACUCCCAGGUAUCAACUCAGGGUCAGAUACUCUGCUGUUCGAGGGAACAGAAAUCAAGUUGGAUCCAUCCUGUGCCACAUUUAUUACCAUGAAUCCAGGAUAUGCUGGCAGGUCUGAGUUACCAGACAACCUCAAGGUAUGCUGAUAUUUGUGGAUGAACACGCUAUGUUUUAGUUUUCCUUUCAUUUGACUGGCUACCACUGCUUUGGUUUCCACAGGCUCUGUUUAGAACAGUCGCCAUGAUGGUCCCCGAUUAUGCCCUGAUUGCCGAGAUAUCAUUGUACUCCUAUGGUUUUGUGAAUGUAAGUGGACCUCUCACCUAUUUUGCUGCCUUAUACAGCUUAUUUUAUGUUUGACUUCUCAAUCAAAAUCAUUGUUUUAUUGUUAAUUAGGCUCGUCCCCUGGCUGUGAAAAUUGUCACCACCUACACACUGUGUUCCGAGCAACUGUCAUCACAGCAUCACUAUGACUACGGCAUGAGAGCUGUUAAGUCUGUGCUAACUGCUGCAGGAAACUUAAAGGUAAUGAGGUGAUGAAGUGGAUUACUUCACUUUUUGCUCUCAGGAAAACUCUUUUAUUGUGAUUUGCUCCAUAAGGAGUUUCAUUCUUUCUUUUUCUUUUUCAGUUGAAAUAUCCAGAAGAAAAUGAGGACAUAUUGAUGUUACGUUCCAUCAAUGAUGUUAACCUACCCAAAUUCUUGGCUCACGACUUGCCAUUAUUUGAAGUAAGUAAUUCACCAGGACAUUUUUAUCGUUCUUUUUGAUAUCGAGAUCCACAACUUACUCUGCUCCUUUUUUCACUUAGGGGAUUACUUCUGAUUUGUUCCCCGGUGUCAAACUGCCCAAACCUGAUUACACAAUUCUGACAAAUGCUGUUCAAGAAAACUGCAAAGCAAUGAAUCUGCAGAUGGCAGACCAGUUCCUCACCAAGAUCAUACAGGUUAGUUGUAACCUGGAACAUGCCAUAACCAGUGUUUUGUUGGUCGUUAUAAAAUAACCGAGGUAUUACGAGUGCACUGAUUGGUAAAAAAACUAUCGUUUGUUGCACUGGUGAACCCAUAGUAGCUUAUAAAAGCAAUAAUCCACACUUUUUAUCGGUUUACCAGCGUAACAACUCAAUUAUGAUAAGAUAUGAUAAUGAUAACACUGGAUAAGUUUAUGGAUCGCUCACCUUCAGCACUUGAGUUACACAUUUUUCUCGUGUUCUUCCAACAUUGUGAGUGGGUGAUUACGCAGGUAAACUGAUGGAAAGUCUGGUCUAUUUCUUAAUUGUCAUAAGUAUUGCAAACAUAUAAUCUUUGAUAAGUAACAUCAAUAGCUACUGUAUGGGAACUUUGUAUAUGCCCAGGCAACUAUUUCGUACUGAUGACUUAUUUAUAAAUACACUUCUCUACGUAAUACCUCCAUCCAUUUAUUGACGACUCCAACGGUCUUUUGAUGCCCCUAUUUCAUACAUGUAAGCUUUUCCUUUCAAUCGCUCAUUAAUUCUCUUCUAUGAAAGAUGUUCUUCUAGCUGUAAACAAGAAUUUCCGUUAUAAAAUAAGUCCGAACUGGAUAUUUCAUGCCCAAGGACUCUAAUUAUUAAUUGACCAAAUCUUAGCAACCGUCAAGGUUACGCACGGUAUCUUAUUUUACUCAAGAUGAUCUUUUUGAAAAGGUUUUAUCGUAUUGCUGUCUCUGACAUAUUGGUCGCUUAACUGGACCGACUACAAAUUUGUCUAUGAAGGCCAAAUGGUGAAAAUGUAAAAGGUGCAAUAUCUCUACUUCACGUUCCACGGUACAUUUACUCGCAGAUCUACGAAAUGAUGAUUGUGCGUCAUGGCUUCAUGAUUGUGGGAGAACCAUUUGGUGGCAAGACGUGUGCUUAUCGUGUGUUAGCUCGUGCCUUGAGUGAUGUGGCAGAACAAGGUUUGAUGGAGGAAAACAAGGUGCAGACUGUGGUCAUCAACCCCAAAGCUAUCACCAUGGGUCAGCUGUAUGGACAAUUUGACCCAGUCUCUCAUGAAUGGUCAGAUGGAGUCUUAGCUGUUAAUUACAGAGCGUUUGCUUCCUCAACAGUGAGUACUUUUUUAACUUUUCCUAACCAUAAGCCAACCCAAACUCAAAUUUCCUCUAUCAAAAAAUGAUUCCUGUAGAAAAAUAAAUAACGAUCAGUAGAGAUUGCUGAAAAUCUUAAAAUGAUACAACUCAAGCUACGUAUCUGUAAAAUCACGUUCUGUAAGAGCUCUUAUUUUUAAACCCUACAAAUGUGUGCAGAGUCAUCAAGUUUAAUUUCACGAUUCUAUGGCUCAAACAGGUACAGGAUAGGUGCAAAGCUGUAAGAUAGAAAAAUGAAGAAUACCCAAUUUGGUUGUGCCAUUUUGGAGAAAAAUCUCUUGUAGUGAUCUUCAAAGGAAACUGUGAUGAUGAUGACUCUUUUCAUUUUACAUAAUAGUGUUAUUGUCAAAGUGUUCGUCUUUAAACUUGAAAUUUUUCGUUUGACAGACUCCAGACCGCAAGUGGUUGAUUUUUGACGGACCUGUUGAUGCCGUGUGGAUUGAAAACAUGAACACUGUACUGGAUGACAAUAAAAAGGUAAAAAUAAAUCUCAAGUAUUUUUUAUUUCCUUCUUUGCACCCAAACAUGUUUAUCCUUUGAUGUUAAAAAAACCUUAUUCCUUCUUCAUAAAAUAAUCAACAUGCUUGGGUACUAAGACAACUACUUAUUGAGAUAUAAGCUCGUUUACAUUUGAAUUCGUUCUUCUUUUGUUAGCUUUGCCUUAACAGUGGUGAAAUUAUCCAGCUUGCUCCCACCACUAACUUGAUCUUUGAGCCGAUGGAUUUGGAGGUCGCCUCACCAGCCACCGUAAGUACUGUAUGCUGACAUGUAGAUCCGGCUUACAUGUACGUUAAUAAGGAGAAUUUGAUGCCUUUGUGAUAACAUCGCCAUUGUUUAAAAGUCUAAACAAUUUAGUCCUCUCGGAUGGGGCAAUAAACCGUUGUCUCGGUCUCUUGUACAUGUAUCUUGGCUGUCAUCAGUCAUUGUUGAAGAACUCAAAUUCUGGGGCACGUAACUCUUAUUGUUCUAAUGUGGUUAAGGUGGGGAACGCUCUCACUGAUGAAUUGGUUAAUAUUUUCUACUAAUUCGGCAAGCUGGUCGAUCUAAGAAAGCGCAGGGGACUCUCCUUUAUCUAAUUGUUUUUGCGUUGUUAAAUAACCGUCUCCUGUGUGUUUUUAGGUGAGUCGUUGUGGUAUGAUUUACAUGGAGCCUCACAUGCUCGGAUGGAAACCGCUUCUUGUAUCGUGGCUCAGCACUCUUCCCAAAACUUUGAAUGAGGAAAACUUGGAACUCAUUAAGGACCUGUUUGACAGGAUGGAGGAAGCGCUGCUGCAAUUUGUUCGCAAAGGGGGCUUUAAGGUAAUGUAAUAUAACCAUGUGGUACCUCGUGAAAUCGUUAAUAGAUUUGUCAACCAUCUGACAGUGUAUACUUCAAAUCUAUGAUCGGCCUUAACACUAAGUUAAUUAAAUUGUGGUUUUAUAGGAACUGUCUCCCACAACAGACAGUAACAUGGUGAAGUCCCACAUGAACUUGAUGGACACCAUGAUGGAUGAGUUCCAUGACGAACAGAAAUUUAAGGAGCUCAACGAAAGAGAAGUGGCUGCGUGGCUUGAGGUAUUCAUCUAUCUCCUUUGCUUCUCUGCGUAGACUUUAUGGUCCUUGUGUUUUCUGAUCUUGGUCUUUUCGAUUCUGUUCCCAUUAGUGUAUCUUCCUCUUCUCGUGUGUUUGGUCUCUCGGUGCUUCCAUUGAUUCUCGCGGAAGAAAGGAUUUCGACAAGAUACUCCGAGAAGUUGUAGAGGUAAAUCUAUGUAUUAGGCAUAUCUACAUGUAAUUGCUUCUUGACUUUUAGUUGUGCAGGUACAUCUGGCGAUAUAAAUGCACACGAAUUCUCACAAUCAGACAUCUACUUAUUAUUGUAUUAAGACUUAUACUGCUACUUGAAUAUUCGGCUUCUAAAAGUGUUUUGCAUCAUGACUUAUGUGAUGUCCAAAGGUUCCGAUAACAUUAUUGUAAAGCCAAUUUACUUACCCACUCUCAGACUUCUUUACGCUUCGUCUCCACCCCUUCUCCGGCUGAAGUAGGGUCGUGUUUGGGUGUAAAAUAUGUUCCAGGUGUUGGAGAAAUACAAUGCCCCAGAGAAGUUAGAGUCGCUAAUUUUGACCUCUUUUCGCUUACUAUUCAUUGUCCAUUGUUCUGGUAUCUUUUCUCCGUCAGUGACUGAUUGUACAUUACUGUGUUGUUUUGUAGGGUCCUUUGUCCCUGGAGAGUAAAAGCAAAUAUCACAUCCUGGAGAUAGUGGAUCCACCGCCACGACCCUUUCUCUGUCCUUUCCCAAGCAAAGGGACUGUAUACGACUACAGAUUCGUCAAAGAGGUGACACCAUUUUCUGUAAUGUUUAGUCAGUCUACAAUGGAACAACUUUUUAAUUCGCUCUUUCCUUGCGUGCAAUUUCAUCUAUAGGGAAUGGGCAAGUGGGAACUAUGGACUGAAGAAAUCAAGGAUGCUCCUGCUAUUCCUAAGGUAUUUUGCGAUAUGACUUCCCCUGAGGCCUUAUAUGAAAUUUUAGAAAUUCCAUAGCAUGUUUUGUACAUCAUCCUAUAACCACAUUUUAUCGGAAAUAAUGAGGUGUGGUUCUGUCAGCUCACUUGUUUGUGCUGCACAUUGUUAGUUAAAGCAAGCGGAAUUAAGAGCGAGCCCAAUAACGCCUGUUUUGCACUUGAGACAUUGUAUAUGAAGAUACGUUCAGAAUUGGUCACUAUAAUAAGCUUCAGUGUUGCUCAAAGGACAAAUCACGCUUAAUAGAGUACAGUUUUUCAUGAUGAUCCGAUCAAGGUCGCUGAUUGAACACAGUUUCGAGAGUCAUAUUAUGUACGGAAUGGCCAAAAUCUCUGUCACAACGUACCUGGUAAACUCGUGUAAACAGUCAUUUGCGCGAGCGAGCUUCAUAUCCUUAUUGUGCUCGCUUAUGACGUCAGCAAACAACUGCCUCGUGAAAAAAAUGAAGUUUCCGCCCGGUUUGGCCGCGAAUUUUGAUGUUGUAAACAUGGUUUUACAGUUUCAUUCUGAUAGUGAUAGACCUCUAGUAACUCAUAAUGAAAAGAAAAUGCGCAAAGGAUACUCGAUUUGGAAAACAAUGGACAUUUAAGCCUGAAAAGCGACGAAAUGAGCUUUCCAGUUCACAAUAGUUAUUCCCAAACGCGAUAAGAAUUUUGGCUGGAAAAUGAAAACUGAAUCUUUGACUCCACGUUGGGUUUCGCCAAUUUCGGACCAUUGCUUGGACUGGUAAGUAAUAUUUUAAGUAUCGAUUUGUCUUGAAAGUAUUAUUCAACAGAAUAUUUUCUUUUUAAUCUGACAACUUUUAGAAUUAACACAACGCUACGCAAUUUUCUUGUCGUGAUUACCAAACAACGAUUCAAGUAUGGUGAAUCAAUUGGGACGGCUACACGCGAGAAAUUCUGACUAUUUCCACUUCAAAAUAGCCAAAUUUGCGUUGCUUUGAAUACAAGUUUUGUAUCGAAAUUUUUCUUCUUCAUUUUUGCCUUACAAUUUAAUAACAGUUUUCGGUUAACACGCGGUUAUAUGGUAAACCCGGCAUGGGUGUAUAUCAAGGAUCUGCAAAUCUAAUUCUUAAGCAUGUUUUUCGAUUUGAUUUUAAAUUCUGACUAAAUUAAACUUUCAUUUUGUUUUAGUCUGGGAACAAAUUCAACUUUAAUGAAAGAAGAGUUCUUUAAAUAGUGUUCAUCUUUCAUUAUAGCUUGUUUUGGUUAGACACCAUAUAUCUCAGGUCUUCCUCAAAAUUAUGACGCGCCCCAAGCCACUCUUACGUAUCUCUCGUGCUUUUCAAAAUUCGCGCUGCUUGAUAUCUCGAUGAAGCACUCUGAUGAAUAGACGGUUACAGUGAAGAUUUGUACUCAUCACCUAAAGGUUAGACGUGCAGUGUGGAGGGGCACCAUGGGAAACGACCAAAAAAGCCUAUAUAGAUAAAAUCACCGUCCAGACCAAUCACGACGUGUUUUAUCUUUGGAUUAAUGUUAUGAAAAUCUUUAUAUUGAACUCGCUUUAUAAUUGUAGAUAGCCUGAAUAAAACCAGGAGUUAGAUGCGUAGUUACUUAGAUGCUAAAUUCUGGUAGCGCCAUGAAUCUCAUAAGUAAAAGAAUACUUCAUACUAACCUCUUUCCAACAAUGUUACCAGGAAAUGGCUUUUAACGAGAUCAUUGUACCAACUGUGGAUACUGUGCGAUAUACGUUUCUUAUGGAAAAGCUUGUGUCUCAUCAGAAGUCUUGUCUGUUUGUUGGGCCCACGGGAACUGGGAAAUCUGUUUACAUCACGGUUAGUCCUGAUAUUCUCCAACGUUACAAUUUCUAAAGUGGAAGCAUUGAGGUGACACCGUGUCACUUCACACAAUUCAGUGAAAUGGUUACGAAUUAAUCGCACACUAUUAUCAGAGGUGAAAAGGUUAAUUUCACCAAACGUCCAGGAUAGCUCUGAUUUAUAGGGCCUUUUUGCUUUCUGCAUUCAGUUGCGCAAACGUUCUAACUCUGAUUUAAAAUAAGGGCGAAGAUUGCACAAAGUUCUUAUGUAUAGAUUACCGAGGUAAUGUGGUUUCUUUCCUUUCAACAGAACUUUCUAUUGAAGAACCUCUCGGACACAUACAAACCUUUGCUGAUAAAUUUCUCAGCUCAGACAACAGCUAAACAGACGCAAGACAUCAUUAUGUCCAAACUAGACAAGAGGCGCAAAGGAGUAUUUGGCCCUCCACUGGGCAAGAAAACGGUAACUGUUAUUUUUUCAUCUUUUCCUGUAGUAAAUCAGUCUCGUUAGUUCAGUUUUAAUAGAUUUUAAUAAUAAUAAUACGUUUGAGGUACAAGCUAUGAUGGGUUGAGAUACGUGGGGAUUUAUAAAGACCAGAGACCCUAUUUAAGGUCAAAUGUACCCUACCCGAGGACAAAAUAUCCAGGGUAAAAUUACAUCCUCGUGAUAAACUGAGGCAAAUUUACACCCGGAGAUGCGACCUCAGUUGAGAUAAGUCCGAAGUUUUUUGUUUCCCGACUUCGCUGGAUUUAACCUCUAAAAGAAAUUAAGAAAGCAACAAACGAACAAACAACUACCAAUCACCGAACACUAGAAAAGAUCCAAUUUCAUCCAUCUUUUGGCUUCUUGCCUUCGUUUAGAAAGACAGUUCUGUUUGUCAUUUCAUCAUUUCUUAUGUUGGCCUAAGACAUCUCAUGCGCAUCUGAUUGUUUUGUAGGUUGUGUUUGUUGAUGACUUAAACAUGCCUGCCCGUGAAGUUUAUGGUGCCCAGCCUCCCAUCGAAUUGUUGCGUCAGUGGAUGGAUCAUUGGAACUGGUCAAUAGUCAUUACUAAAAUUCUUCCGUUGAUCAUUUUGUGACAUUCAGUAGUCACUACUUUCAUUAAAGUCAAUUUUUGACGUGGCUUAUUUAGUUUUUCCUUUUUUUUGGUAUUCCCUCAGGUAUGACCUUAAGGACACUUCUCCCAUCCAUCUGGUGGAUAUUCAGAUGAUAGGUGCCAUGGGACCUCCCGGAGGUGGCCGCAAUCCCGUCACGCCUCGCUUCCUACGCCACUUCAACACCAUCAGCAUCACCACGUUUGAUGACACCACCAUGACUAAGAUCUUCGGCAGGAUCAUGGAAUGGCAUUUGACAACAAGGUCAGUUGUACAUGACGUAUAACCAGUAGUGUGUGACACCUCUGAUAUGUUUAGAACUUUUCAGGAAGCUAGAAGACACCCACUGGUAAAAACAUAUGGUUUAUCUAUUUAUUUAUAUUGUUUAAACUUUUCGUGGUCAAAAUAGAAUCGUUUGAUCUCAUGUAAGUGGCUGUGCUCGGUUCUCUCUUCUGGAUAUUUUUACCAAUACCAGUUUCCUCGACUGAAAGAGGUGCGCAUUGAAAGGGAACAGCAAAGGUCCCCUCUUUGAUAUUCUUGAAAGAUCGAGAUUAAACCUUUUGGUAACUUAUUGUAAAUUCAUUUUAAAGAAUGUUAUUUAUAUAACCACUUUCUUGUACGUUAGAGUUCUUCUGCACAUCAGCUCGAACUGUCACAAUUGAUAAUUGCAAUAGGAGCGGGUGAACGACCCGAAGUCCUGUCACCAGUGAAUCAAAGCACUACGUAUUCUUAAAAAAAAAAAGGAACAUUAUCGUUGACCUUAUUUAUUUUCAAGAGAAAGUUUACUCAGUUGUCUAUAGAACAGCGCGCGCAAAUGACCCGAACUGUCCAGGUUCUCCAGCAUGACACAUUAACUGUCCUAUCAGUACUCAGGUUGGGCUGCUGAUGUGCAAUCAUGUGCGAUAUUAUUGUUAACUUUUUUUUCAUUACGGGUACUAUGAACUACCGUUGUUUAUGUUUAUUUUCAUUGAAUAUUAUAUUUCAGGGGUUUUUCAAAGGAGUAUAUUGCUGUGGGUGACCUGCUGGUAAGCAGCACGUUGGAGGUGUACAAGAAUGCAAUGGCAAAUCUGUUGCCCACCCCAGCCAAGUCACAUUAUUUGUUUAACUUAAGAGACUUCGCUCGAGUCAUUCAAGGAACUCUUCUCUCCACUCCUGAUAUCAUUGAGGAUCCUGAUAACCUCAAACGUCAUUGGGCUCACGAGGUACGCAAUCAGUUACUACUAAUAGUUACUUGUUUCAUUUUUACAGGUGGGCGUAAUUUUGAAUGGACAUGAUAAAUUUGACAGUCAUUAGCUUGGUUAAAUUAAUAGUCAGACUCCGAUCAAAUAUGAAAGUAUUAUGUGAUUUCUUGAGUCCUAUAAUUACUCUUAGUUUAUUUCCGUGCUUGUUUGUUGACAGGUAUAUCGUGUGUACUAUGACCGAUUGGUGGACGACGGUGACAGAAAGUGGUUAUUUGACUUCCUGCGUGAGAUGAGUAAACCUCACUUGGGUGUGGAGUUUGACAAGUUGUUUGAACGACUUGACUCCAAUAAUGACGGCCGUGUGGAGCAGGACGACUUGAGAAGUCUGAUCUACUGUGACUUCACCGACCCUAAGGCUGACCCUAAACCUUAUUUGGAGGUCAAAGACUUGAACAAACUACGCGCUGUAGUGGAGACAUAUCUCGAUGAGUUCAAUAACAUGAGCAAAAAGCCAAUGAACCUAGUCUUGUUUAGGUAAGGGAACCCAUUUUGAGUGUGUGACUCCUGUUUUGUGACAAAGCAAUAAUCACUCCUGGCGUAUGCUGUUGCAGGUUUGCUAUUGAACACGUUUCUCGCAUUUCGCGUGUGAUAAAGCAGCCUCGUGGUCAUUGUCUUUUGGUGGGCGUCGGCGGUAGUGGAAGACAGAGUUUGACCAGACUAGCUGCACACAUGGCAGAUUAUGACUUGUUUCAGGUAAUGACUUCUCUGAUUUUUAAUAACGCUCUCUCUUUUUAAUAACGGUCAUUUCUCUAAUUUUUAAUAACGGUCAUUUCUCUACUUUUUAAUAACGGUCACCUCUCUACUUUUUAAUAACGGUCACUUCUCUAUUUUUAAUAACGGUCACUUAUGCUACUAUUGUUUGUUUGCCUUCACAGGUUGAAAUAGGUAAAGGUUACACCUCAAAUGAAUGGCGCGAGGACUUGAAGGCGAUCCUGAGAAAGAGUGCUGAAGGAGACAUGAAUGGAGUGUUCUUGUUCACUGACACACAGGUAAAUAAGCUAUGUUAGCAUUCGUCGUCUAUCAGUCUCGUUAUUAAUUAUUGAUAAUUCACUCUCAUUCACUCUCUUAAGAUAAAAGAAGAAUCGUUUUUGGAGGAUGUGAAUAAUCUGUUGAACGCUGGUGAAGUACCCAACUUGUUUGCUCUGGAUGAGAAACAAGAGAUUUGUGAAAAAAUGAGAGUACUUGACAGGUAAGUUUCGUCAGAUGUGCACUUUCCUAAAUUAUUUAAAUAUAAGCUUGGGAUUCAUGAGAAUCCCAAUACAGUACCUUUAUAGAUGGAUUGCAUAACGGCGGUUGCUUACGCACUCACUCGGCUAGAUGAAAUCACCGAAUGCAGCGAGCUGUGGCACAUGGAUCCUAUAUGAAACUGUCGUGUAGUAGCAUUUUCAUUCUACGACACUCACAAGUAAAAAUCUUUUCAUAGAUACUGAUAAGACAUUUUUUCUCAAAGGCAACGUGACAAGUCCAAGCAGACAGACGGCUCUCCUGUGGCUCUGUUCAAUUACUUUGUUGAUCGCGUCAGAGACCAGCUGCAUAUCGUUUUGGCUAUGAGUCCUAUUGGUGAUGCCUUCCGAAACAGACUCAGAAAGUUUCCUUCACUUGUCAACUGUUGUACCAUUGAUUGGUUUCAGGUAACCGUAUCCUAAAAUUUGUUUUUAGAGAAAAAUCCUUCUUUGACAAUCGACUCUCAUAAGUAUAUCGUAGCUAGAUAAAAAGGCUUGAAACUGAAACCUGAAAAAUGUGGGCUUUAGCUUGGCUUGGACCCAUGCCUCUUAGUUAUCGGCUCGGAAAUAGAUACAAGUCAGCUACAGUCCGAAUUUUGGUAGCGAGAUACAAUAAUCGUGUGGAAAUUGCUCCUCCAAAUGAAGAGUUCUUGGUUUCGUUCUUCAUGUAUUUUUCUUUUUUUGGCGAUUUUGUGACUCAAUUAUGCUAGUCAGUUUUCUUUCAAUAGUUUUUUUUUUGUUCGUUUGUUUAACAGUCUUGGCCAAACGAUGCACUUCAAGUCGUAGCUCAGCGGUUUUUAGAAGACCUUGAAAUGGACGCUGGGGUGAGGAAUGGAUGUGUUGAGAUGUGCAAGACUUUCCAUACUGAAACGAGAAACCUUUCCAAGUCUUUCUUGGAUGAACUCAAAAGACACAAUUAUGUUACACCGACAUCGUACUUGGAGCUUAUCUCGACAUUCAAGACUCUGCUGAACAUGAAACAAGUGUAAGUAACUUGAUUCUUCUUCUUAGGCCGCCUGUUUUGAUGCAACACUCUUACAAUCCUUUAGCAAUCGUUAAAUUUGUGACGUUAGCAACCGUCCAACCACAUAACAUGCCAGUCACUAAAAUAGGAAAAAACCAACUUGCAAACAAAAGAAAGCUAUGAAAAUGAACAAUAAAGGUCCAAAAACAGUUAAAAAUAGAAGUUUUAACUAUUAAAAUAGAACAUAUCACAAACAAUUCUCCACAAACAUUUGACUCCAAAUUAAACUUUAAUUGAAAUUAAACCUGAACUUUAUGCAACGAGUUUGUUGUUUGUUGUUUACAGGGAGGUGAUGAAGGCAAAGAAGAGAUAUGAAACGGGCCUGGAGAAACUUGCAUCUGCGCAGUCACAGGUAACCCAUUGGCACAGACUUUUGGCUUGUUAAAAUGACUUGAUCUUAAAUAUGAAUGUAUUUUCUGUCAGGUGUCAGCCAUGCAGGGUGAACUGGAAGCUCUCCAGCCACAGCUCAUUCAAGCUGGCAAGGAAGUUGAUGAGAUCAUGGUUGUCAUUGAGAAAGACUCAGUAGAGGUUGCCAAGACAGAAAAGGUGAGAAGUCUAAAUUAGAAUGGUGUUUUGAUCACUUAACUUUGACUCGUUUUGUGUUUUAUGUAAAUGUAUCUGCCGUUCUUUUAUAGUGUUUGAAAACUCCCUUUUGAUUUCUCUCCCUAUUUUCGUGUGUAGGUGGUGAAAGCAGACGAAGCAGUUGCUAACAAACAGGCUGCAGCGGCUCAAGCCAUUAAAGACGAAUGUGACAAGGACCUGGGUGAAGCUAUUCCUAUCCUAGAGGCUGCUCUUGCUGCACUUAAUACGCUGACUCCAGCGGUGAGUGCUCUUCUUUUUAUUUCCUUGUUUUGAAAAAGACAAAAGCUCUUUUUGGACAAUACAUCUCGGUACCUAUAAUUCCAAAUGCAUUGAAGAAGAGGUAAACGUCUUUCAACAAAGUCCUUUUUGGCACUCACACUCCAUAUUGAUAUGAAAGAUUUUUAUGAUGAAGAUUUGGUUGGAAGGGGAAGGGGCUGACGAUAGGUAUACAUUGCUAAAUUGGAGAAAUAAAUGAAACCAUGUCCGAUGGAGUUAGAGAAAUAUGCGUUUAAAAGGUAAAGAAAUUUUCGGGCGAAAAAUUAGUUUGAUUGUGGUCCUGACGUCUCAUUUUUGUUUCUUUGUAGGACAUAACAGUGAUGAAGACUAUGAAGUCCCCACCAGCCGGUGUUAAACUUGUUAUGGAAGCUAUUUGUAUUUUGAAGGGCAUCAAGGCCGAACGAAUCCCGGAUCCCUCGGGUACAGGUAAGAAACCCGUGCGGCGGUCCAAACUACCCGAAAGCCCUUGGAUUUACCUCGGGCUCACGUAGGAAAUCGUUGUUCUAUUUUCGUGUGCUGAAUUAAUCUUCAAAUUGAUGUUCUGUUAUGUAUACAAUUGCAAAACUCAUCCUGAAAUAAACUUUACUUAAUAAGAUUUGAACCUGAGACCCGAGAACUUCUCACUAAAUUUGUUGCUGCUUUUAGGAAAGAAAAUCGAGGACUUCUGGGGUCCUUCCAAGAAGCUGCUUGGCGACAUGAAUUUCUUAAAAAGUCUACAGAGCUACGACAAAGAUAACAUUGCACCAGCCAUAAUAAAGACAAUCCGACAGAAGUACACCUCAAACCCUGAGUUUGAUCCCGAAAAGAUUAAAACAGCGUCCACCGCUGCAGAGGGUCUUUGCAAGUGGGUCGUCGCCAUGGAAUCCUAUGACAAGUAAGUGACGCUUCUUUUUGUGUACAAAUUGUAUAUUGUAUUAAACCUUAAAUGUGGUAUGAUAUAACUUAGAAUAUAGCGACAUUUCAGUGUAAUUUGAAAUACAUCAACCAAGAAAUAUGCGGUAUUGUAUUGGUGGAAUGUAAACUGACCAUCGUGAUUGUGUUGUGCAGGGUGGCGCGGGUUGUGGCUCCUAAGAAGGCGGCACUGAAGGAGGCUGAAGCAGAGCUGUCUGUCGCUAUGGAGGUAAGGCACUCUCAUUUCCAUCACUCUUAUUUUCAUACGUUGCUUUUAAUGUCAGCCUUUUGUACAAAGGUGAGCUCGACGGGAGAAACUGAAGCCAGAAAUAUCAGAUGGUUUGAGAGCUGGCACUUGAGCUAUCUGCUGUUAAAUCCACAAUUUGUAUUUUGGUAUAUUUCAUUGUUGUUGUUACUUGUAACGGUUAAUGAAUUGAGUGUGGUGCAGUUUGAUCUGAAAUUAGAAUUUUUUUCAAUAUUCUCCCCCAAUUUUUUAAGGAAAAAGUGCAAUUUAAAGCAAGUAUGGCUAUUCGUGAAUUUAAUGCAGUGCUGAGGGCUAAUUAAACUGUAAGGAUGGGUACCUAUUUUAAAAUGCGUGUAACGAAUUCGUUUAUUUAUUUGUGUAUUUAUCUCUGAGUUAUCCGUUGAACAGAAUUCUCAUCAAUUGAAGUGCCGACUGAACUAUCGGUUAUGUUUGUAUGACUGCAGAGUUUGAAUAAAAAGCGUGCAGCGCUUCGUGAAGUUCAGGACAAGCUGGCUCGAUUGCAGGAGAAGUACGAAGCCAAUGUGAAGAAGAAGGCUGAUCUUGAAAAACAGGUACAAACACCCUUCUUAUUCCCAUCCUUAUUUACUCAUAGGACGCUAAGGACGUUACUGGUUCUAACUGUAUGCAGGAAUAUGAAAGUGAUAUAAACCCUACCUCGCCAACGAGUUUUUGUAGAACAAUUGUUAGAGAAUAUAACCUCAAAAUUUAGAGGUCUUAUGCUUGAGUUCUCAUUGCUUACUGAUAUGUUUUCUUUGCACUUCUCUGAGACUCCUCUGAUUUCCCCUAAUUACUUGUUACAGGAUUAUUUAUAUACUCCUUAUUUUGCCCUCUAUUUGAUUGGAGGUAACGAAUUUUGCCUGUUUACAGGUUGACCUUUGUACCAAGAAACUUGAACGCGCAGAGAAGUUGAUCGGUGGACUCGGCGGAGAAAAAACAAGGUAGUUUUCCCUCCAACCUUUUUUCUUGAUGAUUUUUAGCAUCAUCUUCAUUUAAUUUCUUUGAAUCUAAUUGUUUUUUUAAUUUUGGUUCAAAGGUGGACUGAAGUAGCAAAGCAGCUUGGUAUCAAGUUUGAAAAUCUGAUUGGGGACGUUUUGGUAUCAUCCGGUGUCGUGGCGUACUUGGGCGCCUUCACGGCUGCCUUUAGACAAGAACAAACAGUGCAAUGGGUCAAUGCCUGUCGUAGCACCAAUAUCCCUUGUUCUGAUGACUUCUCAGUCACAGGCACGCUCGGUGACCCUGUGAAGAUAAGGGACUGGAACAUAGCUGGCCUGCCAACUGACAGUUUCUCUAUUGAGAAUGGAAUUAUAAUCAG
Messenger RNA from Pocillopora meandrina, 32387 nucleotides. Lineage: Eukaryota; Metazoa; Cnidaria; Anthozoa; Scleractinia; Pocilloporidae. The record is from the annotation of a GenBank genome assembly.